Astyanax mexicanus (Mexican tetra) is the source of this 4337-nucleotide messenger RNA. It is a transcript of the gene kif4, whose product is annotated as kinesin family member 4. Gene Ontology annotation, biological process: mitotic spindle organization; microtubule-based movement. The record is from RefSeq and is a predicted model, not a curated record. The transcript is spliced from 31 exons. Bases 269 to 4003 code for a protein of 1244 amino acids. Lineage: Eukaryota; Metazoa; Chordata; Actinopteri; Characiformes; Acestrorhamphidae. Gene Ontology annotation, molecular function: microtubule binding; ATP binding; microtubule motor activity.
GAGCUGAUGAUUUGAAAGUGGCGGGUUUGGACGAGGGAAACCGCUGCAGCGAAGAACAGAAAAUAUCAGCACUGUAGUUACUAAACUCGGUGACAACAGACUAGAGUAUGUAGUGUUGUUAUGAAGAGUGAAUAACGUCUGUUUUAACGGUAUUAGGAGGCUGUUUUAUAUAUCGCCGAACUCCUGAAGACAACGAGCUAACGGUGUAAUCUUCACCGAGGAGAGGAGAGAGGAUCCGGCCCGCUGAUAACGCCUGAUUCCCGCAAGCAUGACUAAGGAGGAUGACAAAGUGAUUCCAGUCAGGGUGGCUCUUCGAUGCCGUCCACUGGUUCCCAAAGAAAUAAAUGAGGGAUGUCAGUGCUGCCUCACAUUUGUACCUGGAGAGCCACAGGUGGUGGUAGGCAGUGACAAAGCCUUUACAUAUGACUAUGUAUUCGACCCCACAACAGAACAGGAGGAGGUGUUUAACAUGGCCGUUUCGCCUUUGCUGUCUGGGCUCUUCAAAGGUUAUAAUGCCACUGUGCUGGCUUAUGGCCAGACAGGCUCUGGUAAGACAUUCUCCAUGGGUGGCACCUACACUUCUGCACAAGAGAAUGAGCCAACGGUUGGGGUCAUUCCCAGAGUGGUCAGAAAAAUCUUUCAGGAGAAAUCCAAGAGGAUGGAUAGUGAAUUCUUACUUAAUGUUUCUUAUCUUGAGAUUUACAAUGAAGAAAUAUUGGACCUUCUGUGUACGUCAAAGGAUAAACCAGUUCUUAGCAUUAGGGAAGACCCAAAGGAGGGAAUCAAAAUUGUAGGGCUCACGGAAAAGGCGGUGUUAACAGCUCAGGAGAUGGUGGGCUGUCUGGAGGUGGGGAACUCUGCCCGCACAGUAGGCUCCACGGCCAUGAACGCAGCCUCCUCCCGUUCUCAUGCCAUUUUCACUAUCAGCCUGGAACAGCGCCGGGGAAGUGAAAAGAGCGACGCAGUAGUCUCUAAACUUCAUUUGGUAGAUCUCGCUGGAUCUGAGCGUCAAAAGAAAACAAAGGCAGAAGGAGAUCGACUCAAAGAGGGUAUCAGUAUCAAUAGAGGCCUGCUGUCUCUGGGAAAUGUGAUCAGUGCCCUUGGUGAUGAGAGCAAGAAGGGAUCAUUUGUUCCUUACAGAGAUUCUAAGUUGACCCGUCUGCUGCAGGACUCCUUGGGAGGGAACAGUCACACCUUAAUGAUUGCCUGCAUCAGUCCUGCGGACUCCAACAUUGAGGAAACUAUCAACACAUUGCGCUAUGCAGACCGUGCCCGUAAAAUCAAAAACAAGCCUGUUCUCAACAUUGAUCCACAAGCUGCCGAGAUGAAACGGCUCAAGCAGCAGGUUCAGGAGCUUCAGGUGAUGUUGCUGCAUGCUCGUGGAGGAGUAGCUCCUGUGCUCUCAGGGGCUGAACCAGCUGAGAACGUAUCUAAGAUACUGGAGAAAAACCGCAGCCUGCAGGAGGAGAACACCAAGCUGAGUCGAGAGCUGGGCGAGGCUGUAGGACAGACUGCCAUGAUGUUUGAAAGGAUCAUUAUGACUGAACAAGCCAAUGAGAAACUUCAGGGCAAGCUUGAAGAGCUGAGGGCACAUGCUGCGUGUAAAGUGGAUCUGCAAAAGGUAGUAGAAACCCUUGAAGAUCAAGAACUGAAGGAGAACGUUGAGGUUAUCCGCAAUCUUCAGCACAUCAUCUUGGAGUUACAAAAUGAGGGUGCAGGGAUCGCAGCAACCAUAGACGCCAUGACCUCAGGCAAUUCCACAUCUCUGGACGUUGAAGGUGAAGGGGAUGGUGCAGAGCCUGGCAGUGCAGCCACUGGCUCACCUGUGGGUGGCAGUGGUGAUGCACAAAUGAAAGAAUCCCCUGAGGCCUAUACUACCCAGCAUGCUCUGCGGCAGGCUCAGCUGUCCAAGGAGCUGAUUGAGCUGAAUAAGGUCCUAGCGCUGAAGGAGGCCUUUGUCAAGAAAAUGUGCCAGAAUGAUAGUCAGUUGGAACCCAUUCAAACUGAACAUCAGGAAAAUAUCAAAAGCUUGCAGUCUGCAGUUGGAUCCCUGCAGAAAGAGAAGGAAGAGCUGAUCCUGGCCCUGCACUCUGCCAAGAAAGACACCAAUCAGGCAAAACUGAGUGAACAGCGCAGGAAACGAUUACAGGAGUUGGAGGGACAGAUCACAGACCUGAAGAAGAAGCUGCAGGACCAAUCCAAGCUGCUCAAGCUUAAAGAAUCCUCUGUGCGCAGUGUAGCCAAACUUAACCAGGAGAUUCAGGCUAUGAAGGCCCAGCGGGUCCAACUCAUGAGGCAGAUGAAGGAAGACUCUGAAAAGUUCCGUCUGUGGAAGCAGAAAAAAGACAAGGAGGUCAUGCAGCUUAAAGAAAAGGAUCGUAAAAGGCAAUAUGAAAUGUUGAAGCUGGAAAGAGAUUUCCAAAAACAGGCAAAUGUGCUGCGCCGCAAAACAGAGGAGGCUGCUGCAGCCAACAAGCGUUUGAAGGAUGCCCUUCAGAAGAGAAGUGAAGUUGCUGAGAAACGCAAAGAUGUCCAAAGCCGUGGCAUGGAGGGAGUGGCAAGCAGAGUUAAGGCAUGGCUCUUGAAUGAGGUGGAGGUGCUUGUGAGCACAGAGGAGGCCCGUCGGCAUUUGCAGGACCUGCUUGAGGAUAGGAAGAUCCUUGCUGAGGAAAUCUCACAGCUCCGCCAGCAGAUGGAUUCUGGAGAGAGACCUGUGGCUAAAGUCAGGCGCCGCACUUUGACCAUCUCUGAACUAGAGGGUAAGGGGGAUCUGGAAGCUUCCAUCAGUAAACAAGUGGAGAACCUGGAAACUGAGAUGGGACUCAGGAGUGCUCAGAUAGCUGACCUGCAGCAGAAAGUUCUGGAUGCUGAUAAUGAGGGACGCAUGAAACAGCGCUGGGACUCCAUUACUACCAUUGUGGAGGCAAAGAGUGCCUUGAAAAUCCUCAUGUCUGAGGUUAUAGCUUCCAAGACAGCAAAUGCCAAGUUGGAGAGUGAACUGAAACAGGAGCAGGCCAACCACAUAGACCUCCAGAAGGUGCUGUUUGAUGAGAGAAGGCUCAUGUCCACCAUGGAAAUGGAGCACCAGAGCCACCUUGUGGAGCUGGAGCAGAGGCACCAGGAGAAGGUGCUGUAUCUCCUCAGCCAAAUCCAGAACAAGCCUGUAGCAGAGGAGAAGAAAAAAGAUGAACAGGAGAUUCCUAAGAGGGAGCGGGAGCUCCUACAACGCUUGAAAUUCCAGGAAGAAGAACUUGAGAAGAUGCGGGAGCUCACAGAGCAAAACCAGAAACUCAAGGACGAGAAUGAGCAAUACAAGCAGAAGUUACUCCUGGCUCAGCUGACUAGUGCAAAGAAAGUCGUUCCAGCUGUGACCGAGUCUCCAGACACAUCAUUUGAAUACGUCCCUCCUAAGCCCAAGGCCAAAAGUUACUCCACAGCUCGGGCACCUCUGCAAGAGCCUGUUAUUGAACUAGAUGAUCUGGUAUCCCCAUCUGAGUCUGAGAAGGAAGAGGAUGAGUGGCGCCCGGAAAAGGGGAAAACUCGCAAAGGCUCCAGGAAGUCAAAAGUGACUGGGUGUGCAUGUAAAGGACGCUGCAUCAAUAAAAUGUGCCGCUGCCGGAAGGGAAGAAUGACCUGUGGUGAGAACUGUCUGUGUGACCAUGAGAAGUGCCGCAACAUGGAGAACCGUAUGGAUAUGAAUGACAUUAAUGCAUCGAAAGACUCCAUGUCUAUUCCUGAAGACCCCACAGCUGUAAGCCCUCGUGAUGCCACGUUUUUCAGGCCUCCCUGUGUUCCACCAACCAAAAAUGAAAUUGGAGACAUGGGCCAGCUCUCUUCAGGUUUGAAGCUCGAGAAGAAGCCCGUCCUUGCUGAACUUGACAGUGACAGUGAGGAAUCUGAAGAGCAGAGCAUGCCAAGCUUCCUGAGGAAGAACAAACGAGGACUGAACAAUUUUAAGAACAGCUUCUUCUCUGGCUGUACUCCCGUUCGUGAAGAAUCCUGAGACAGGUGCUUCUAUCUGGUAGCUGUUUUGUUUGUCUAACUUUAUUUGUCUUUCACCUCUUAUGUCAAACUGUCUUUUUAGUAUAGCUCUUUAACUGUUUAUGUUGUGUAUGUUGAAAGAUUGGUUAUGUGGAUUAAAUCCAAUACAACCGUACUGUGGCAAAUGAUGGUUGCUAAUGCACUACUGAUUUGAUAAAAAAUAGAUCAUAGAAUCUUUUAUGAACUUUUAACAGUAUGGUAGCAGACCAUCAAGAAUUUUUAGCUGCUUUUUUUUUUUUUUAUCUUUUUUGCUACAAUUUCUGUAAAAAGUAACUUCAAUAAAUUGAUGAAUUAUG